Culicoides brevitarsis is the source of this 828-nucleotide messenger RNA. RefSeq lists its product as uncharacterized. Gene Ontology annotation, molecular function: nucleic acid binding. Lineage: Eukaryota; Metazoa; Arthropoda; Insecta; Diptera; Ceratopogonidae. The coding region runs from base 1 to 828 and encodes 275 amino acids. The transcript has a single exon. The record is from RefSeq and is a predicted model, not a curated record.
AUGUCGUGGUAUUUCAUCCCGCCGCUAACUCCACAUUACAACGGAAUGAGCGAGAGCGCCGUGAAGAGUGUGAAGACAAGAUUGAAGACGGUAAUGGGAAUUAAUGCGUUAACCUACGAAGAAUUCAAUACUUUGUUGGUGAGAAUUGAAGGAAUAUUAAAUUCUCGCCCAUUGUAUCGAAUGAGUCAAAAGGAAGAUGUGCUCACUCCUGCACACUUCUUGGUAGGGCGGUCGUUAAUAGCCCCGCCUGAAAAUAAGAACUACGUGCCAAGAACGACUAUGGAGCAGCAUUACGACGAAGUAGAAAAAAGAGCAAAGCAGUUCUGGGAAAUUUGGAAACAUGACUAUUUGUUCUCAUUGGCAAAACGGACUAAAUGGACAGGUAUCUCCAAAAAUUUAAAGGAAGGAGAUUUAGUGUUGAUAAGAGACCUCAGUACAAAAAAGAUGCAAUCGUGGCCUAAGGGAUUGGUAGUCAAAGCCACACCAAACCACGAUGGCAUAGUAAGAAAGGUUCAUGUCCGUAUUCCUGAGAAAUACUUCGACGACGCGGACCUGAACGCAACACAAAAAUUUCGAAUUCGUGAAUGCUCAGUGAACCAUUUAGUUCCUUUGUAUCCAGAAGUUGAGGGAGAACCCGACGAGCCAUGGGACCGAAUGAAGAACUUUACCAUUCGGUACGGGGGCUUCCACGAGAUCAGUGAAAAAGCUAGUAAUUGUGAAGUGAAAGAAAAACUCACACAACCAGAAGACACACCAGACCAUCGCAUAACAAGAGGUAUGAAGAGACGACAAGAACAACAAGCCUCAACUCAUCAUUCUCAGCAAUGA